Paralichthys olivaceus (Japanese flounder) is the source of this 1749-nucleotide messenger RNA. The record is from RefSeq and is a predicted model, not a curated record. Lineage: Eukaryota; Metazoa; Chordata; Actinopteri; Pleuronectiformes; Paralichthyidae.
GGCUUAUCUUAACAUGCUGGAAUGCUCUUAUUCAGCUUUUAUCAGAACAAUACACACCCCGAGAUGUUGACGCUGCUCUUAUAAGAGGAGAGGGGAUAGAGAGGAGGAAACAUCUUAACACGAUGUCUCUCACUGAUUUUUUGAUAGUGCUGCUGGCUUGUUUGACGCUUUGUCAGUCAGCACCAACCAUUGCUCCAACCAUUUCACCAGAGGAUGAGGACCUGGCUCAGGCAUAUGUCUCUCGGUUUUAUGGGGAUGUCGGUACAAGAAACUCAACACUACGAAGUCUCGUCAAUGAUACAUUCAGUGAGGACUUGGAGUCCAUGCAGGCUUUCUUUGGCCUAGAGGUGACUGGCGUCUUGAAUAAAGAGACAGUGGAGGUGAUAAAAGCACCGAGGUGUGGUGUGUCAGACAUCAGCCGAUAUGGACACUUCCACGGGAAACCCAAAUGGAACAAAAGACUAAUCACAUAUAGGAUCACCAGGUACACUCAAGAUCUGAGUCAGAGGGAUGUGGAUGCAACCAUCGCUCAGGCCUUCCAACUCUACAGUGACGUCAUCCCACUGGACUUCAAACAGAUCUACGCCAACAACGCCGACAUCAUGAUCCUCUUCAAGGGCGGAUAUCACGGGGACUUUUACCCUUUUGACGGGGCGGGUGGAGUCCUGGCUCAUGCUAACUCUCCUGGACAAGGCCAGGGGGGAGACACACACUUUGAUGAUGAUGAAACCUGGACUCUUGCCCAGAGAGGUGUGAAUCUGCUUUUGGUGGCAGCCCACGAGUUUGGCCACGCUCUGGGUCUGGAUCACUCCAGGGACAGACGUGCACUCAUGUACCCCACCUAUCAGUAUGUCAACACAUACGGGUACAGGCUACCAGACGAUGAUAGGCGCGGGGUUCAAGCCCUGUAUGGCAGCCGUACGCCAGUGCCCACAACCGCCCCAAAACCCAAACCGACUCCGCGUCCUGAACCUGAACCAGAGCCGGAGGAGCCAACAGAACAACCUGACCCUCUGCCAAACCCCCGAGACGAGCAGUGCAGCCGCGGGCUGGUGUUUGACGCAGCUUCCUCUGUGAGGGGAGACCUGUACUUCUUUAAAAACGGAUAUUAUUGGAGAAAGUCUUCCAGUGGAAUCCGUUUGACUAAAGUGAGAACAAAAUGGCCUGGGAUCAACUAUGUGGACGCUGCGUUUGAAGUCCCACACAGGAAUGUGUUUUAUCUGUUUGAAGGUCGUCAAUACUGGGGCAUAAGGGCUUAUGCAAAGACAAAACUGUCAGGUUAUCCAAAGUCUAUCACCUCCCUCGGCCUCCCCUCCUCAGUCCGUAAAGUGGAUGCAGCUGUUUAUGUGCCAACUACUAGAAAAACACUUAUAUUUGUGAAAAAACAGUAUUGGAGCUAUGAUGAGAGCAGAAACCAAAUGGACUAUGGAUACCCACGAUCUAUCACUUGGGAUUUUCCAGGCAUUGGCUCCAAAGUAGAUGCAGCCUUUGAGAAUUACGGUUAUCUAUACUUCUCAAGUGGACCCAGACAGAUUGAGUACUACCUGGCACAGAAAAGAGUGGUGCGUGUGCUGCUCAACUACGGCUGGCUCAACUGCUACUAACACAAAACUGCAGAAUCCCCUGUGAAUAAUGUGAAUUACCAUAAUACGUUUUAUUCUUUGAUGAGGGGAAAAGCGCUUGAAUACAGAUGUUGUUCAACAUAUUUCAAAUAAACGCAACUGAGGCAAAGGUCAGUGAUCAAUCCUG